GCCCCUUUGUGACGUCACAAUCAGCUGUUUGAACGUUCCAAUUUGUGCCGUGAGCCCCGCCGCAGCUGCCGCACAGACUCAAAGCCCCGCGGGCGAGCGCAGUGACUCCGAGCGUCCGACCUCUAGCCCUGCCGCCUCCCCCGCUGGGUCCCCGCGAUGCGGCCAGGCCUGUGAGCAGCCCGCGACCCUGGAACGCUCCGCCGCACAACUACCUCAGCGUGCUGCAGCCCGCCGCACCGUCCCCACCCUUGCCCCCAGGUUUUUUCAUUGCCAUAGGGCGCCCCCGUGAGGCUGCGUCAGCCCUUCACCAUGUUCCAGCGCUUCGCCAGCCUGUUCUUCAGCACCCCUCCGCCUCCUGAAGACCCCGACUGCCCCCGCGCCUUCGUCUCCGAGGAAGAUGAAGUGGACGGCUGGCUCAUCAUUGACCUGCCGGACAGCUACGCGGCUCCACUCAGCCCCGGGGCCGCCCCUGCCCCAGCAGGCCGCCCUCCGCCCGCGCCCUCCUUGAUGGACGAGAGCUGGUUUGUUACCCCUCCCGCCUGUUUUACUGCAGAGGGGCCUGGCCUCGGGCCCGCCCGCCUCCAGAGCAGCCCCCUAGAGGACCUCCUCAUCGAACACCCCAGCAUGUCCGUUUACGUCACCGGCAGCACCAUAGUGCUGGAGCCUGGGCCCCCUUCCCCGCACCCGGACACUACCCUGCCUGACGGCGACCUUAGCGACGGGGAGCUGGUUCCUGUCCACCAUGAGCCCCGGGCCCUGCACCACGCCGCUGCUCCUCUGCCGGCGCGGGCAGUGCUGCUGGAGAAGGCCGGCGGGGCUCGGCGGCUGCAGCGGGCCCGGCAGCGGGCGGAGCGCCAUGCGCUGAGCGCCAAGGUGAUGCAGCGGCAGAACCGCGCCCGCGAGAACCGUCAGGGCCGGCCCAAGCACCAGGGCAGCUUCCUCUAUCAGCCGUGCCAGCGCCAGUUCAACUACUGAGCGUCCCCUGGCCUCGCCACGAACCCCCUGGCCUAGUCCUGAUCCCCGUCGGGCCCUCCGCUGCAGCCAGUGUGCUGCUCGAGGGGCAGCCGCGGCCCAGCUCAGGCUGAACACCACAGCUCGCUCUCUUUAGAGUGUGAGGUGGGGUGAUCGCCCUUCCUCCCUGGAUUCCCUCCAUUUCCCUAUCUUAUCCUCUAAUCUGCCACUGAACCCCCUUCCACUUCCUUCCCCCCUCCCUUCUUCUGGCCGCCAUGCCCAGUAACUAAUCCUCCAUGCUUCUCCAUUCCCACCUUUGUAAUCCUCCAUCCCCUUUCUCUGGUCUCCAUUCCUGUUUCUCCCUUCCACUCUUGCCCUCCACUCCUCUACCUCUGGCCCAUUAUUUCUGGGAGCCUCUUCCUUCCCUGAUCUGGCUCAUUUCCCCCAUCUUGAAUUCCUACCUUACACAACUCAUGUCCCAUGUCUGGCAUUACACUCACUCCUGCUCUCCUUAUAUUCACUCCUAGUAACUCCCUCCCAAAGAGGUAGGGGGAGGGGACCUUGAGCCCAGUUCUGACCAGAGUGGCCUGGGUUCCUGUCUUUGCUCUCCACCAAGGGCUCAGGCUCAGGGUUUUCUGUCUCCCCCUUCCCUCUGCCCUGGGGGCUAGGUUCCUUGGAGCUACUCAGGCUUGGAAAGGUAAAGUAUGUGUAAGAGGACUGUGUGAUGUGACUGAGAGGGAGACGGUGGAGGGAAUCAGGGCAAGAGGCAGCCUAUUGGAGAUGUAGACAGGACAGACAGGAGAUGUAGACAGGACAGACAGGUUGAGAAGUUAUAAGGAGUGGAGCAUGUGGGAGCUGGCAUUGUGCUUGUUCGGAGAGGCAGAGCUCUGCUCUCAGGCUGGAGCCUGGAGUCUGCCCCCACUUACCUUUCCUAUAAUCUUACCUCCUAAAUCUUUCUGAAAUCCACCCCUGCACAGGCCCCUGAGCCUGAAGGGCUUAGUUAGUACCUUGCCACCACACCCAUGAUAUGCCACCCUAGGAGUAGAAGUUGGGCAAGGCCUUGCCAUCCUGGCCAUUUGUUCAUAUGCCCAAGGUGCUAGAACUAGUUUAGGAGAGAUACAGGCCCAGAGGGCUUCUAGGCAAAGAAAGGGUACACACCCCAGGGUAAGAAUGCAGAGGAAUGAUACUGGAGAGGACAAGCUGGGUUUGAAGCCAUCCUGAGACUGACAAGUUCAGCCUUUGUCUUGCCUCUGGCCUUGUAUUUCACACUUUGCUCAGAAUAAACACUUUUGAGUAGGAGGCCAAGAGCCCCACUGUCUCAGUCCUCAGAUGGUCCCUUAUCCAGGUGUAGAGCCUUCAGGAAGCCGUUUCUCAUUUUCUUCCCCAAGGCUCUCUUUCUUUCUAGGUUACUGGGGAGAAAUGGUCCCCUUGCCUUCUACCUGGAGAAGGGAACUUGAUUCCAUAAUAAGUGAGACAGGAUAGGGGCAGCCAGCUUUCCCUUUCUCAUGAUGGGACUGAAUUUUGGGCUCAGACACCAGCAACAGCCUCUUGGGAUGCCCCAAGUUGCUUCCCAUUUACUCUUUCUAUCUGUCCUUUUCUAGUGUGUGCCCUUUCUUCCUUGAAACUUUGAAGAUUUCCUGUUACAUACUAACAUAGGUCUUCCCCCACCCCCCUUGCUCCAAUUCCAGGUUUCCUGACCUCACAGCCCAGCUGACUUGGAGAAAACUGUAUUCCAUCAAGGGCAGAGGUAGCUGCCCUCCCUGACCCUAUAGUUCCAGGCCUCACGUGGGGUGUGUGGGGAAGGGAAGAGAUAUCUCUAUGGAUGCUAGGAUAGGGACAGAGGAAGCCUUGUUGAGGUUUCCUACCCCAGGGAAUAAAACAAAAUGACACUAAAAGCAGAUCAGGGUCCCCAUGCCAACCCACUAGGGCUGCAGUUGUAGAUGACCAUGCUCCUGUCCCCAAGUUCUUGUUACACCCUCGUUGCUUUUAUUCUUCCCACUACUCUUGGUUACUUCACAGCCAGCUUAGGGUCUUCAGUACUCCCAAGAGCUGAAACUCUCUCCAACCUUUCUUGCCUACUCCUCACUGCCAGCUGGGGCCUAGGCUCAGUCCUGGGCAGUCCCAUGACCCUUCUGGUGAGGGAUGAGUUUUAGUUAUAGGGCUUUUGGCUCAAAUUUAAAAGGCCCUUACCAAUGUUUCUGGAGGCUCCUGGAGUUCUAAAACCCUCCAUUCUCUCACCUAGCUGGUUGCAAAGCUUGUAGUUUUUUGUACCUUGCGAUAGAUUCUGUAGCAUUUGAGUGUGAAAAUACUUUAAUUGUGUAUAGAUUUCUAAGAACCAACACUACUCAGUCUCCUGUUAGUCUGACUCCUGAAGCAUCAGACCUUGUCAUACUGUAUUGACUGUGUAUGUGCCUUUCACCUUAAGCAUGCUUCGGGACUUUUUUUUUUUAAAAAAAACAAAACAAAACAAAACAAAAAAAACAACAACAAAAAAUAAAACCCCACAGAACUUGAAUACAUGAGGGAACCAGAAUUCACAAAGUCCUAUGCAACCUUAGGAGGGGGUUAGAGAGUCUGUCCUGACUUGUUUUCAGAGACCCUGGAGAAGUUUGUACCAGUAUGUAUUAAUGUCUGUACUACCAGCACUUUGCCAAAACUAUGUCAGAGGGACCCCUGUUUCUAGAGAGAGUCCCAAGUACAUCAAAGGAAAUUCCAGGUAUUUCCCAGUAAGUCUGAAUGGUUCCCUUGAGCUGGGUGUCCCUUUCCAGCUUCUGUCAGUCUGGCCCCAGCAGGGCAUCAUGUGUGUAUGAAUGCAGUUUGGUGCUGUUUUGGAGUUUGCCUGCUCCCCAACCCCCUUCCUGGAGCCCUGGGAUGAACUUGCUCUGCCCUGUAAUGUUUUAGGUGCAACAAAGACCCCACCAGAGCUCUUGGAUGCCUCCUCAGAUCCACAUGGCUUUAUGUGAGGGGACUGAAUGCAGACACGCCAUAGCCCACUUCUAAUACUUUUUCUGUUGCCCUGCCACCUAGUUCCAAAUGGAACCAGAUUGAGUGCAUCUUUGUUGGGUGUUUUGUGUUGAGUCUUUGGCUGACCAUGUUGUGAUGUGUCGACAGACUCAAGGACACAACCACCUCGACCUGGUCAUGUGGCAUGCCUGUGUAUGUGUGUAACAGGAUUCUGAUUGUUAGAUUGUAAUGCUAUUUCCUCUAUGGGAAAAAAAUAAUAUAAAGAAAAACAAAUAAAAAUCUAUUUAAAGCACA
This is a messenger RNA of Tupaia belangeri chinensis (Chinese tree shrew), 4209 nucleotides long. It is a transcript of the gene TP53INP2, whose product is annotated as tumor protein p53 inducible nuclear protein 2. The transcript is spliced from 4 exons. Gene Ontology annotation, biological process: positive regulation of DNA-templated transcription; autophagosome assembly. The record is from RefSeq and is a predicted model, not a curated record. NCBI's taxonomy places the organism in Eukaryota, Metazoa, Chordata, Mammalia, Scandentia, Tupaiidae. The coding region runs from base 310 to 975 and encodes 221 amino acids. Gene Ontology annotation, cellular component: nucleus; autophagosome.